Molecule: messenger RNA, 333 nt
Organism: Strongylus vulgaris
Lineage: Eukaryota; Metazoa; Nematoda; Chromadorea; Rhabditida; Strongylidae
Source: the annotation of a GenBank genome assembly
UCCUCUGGCUGCAAUUCGGUGAAAGUAACUGUAAAUGUCGAUCUACGUGGAACUAUCAGUAAUGCGAUUUGUCCCGACAAUGAGAUUAUCAUAGGGUUCCUAGCAAUUCCUGGAAAGGAAACUUCCUGGGAAGAGCUAGACCAGCAGAUCUUCUCUCUAUUUGAAGCCUAUAUAGCCCGUAUUGAUCCCGAUCAUCAUCUUGGACUACAUUGCUCGGAAAGUGUAAUAGGUUAUCAAAUGGGUGAAGUAGUCCGUGAGAAGGGCGCCACAUCCCCAGCCCAAGUGCCGGGAGAUGUUCUAGCACCCACAACUACUGUUAGAAUGUUCUUGAGA